Molecule: messenger RNA, 951 nt
Organism: Rotaria sordida
Lineage: Eukaryota; Metazoa; Rotifera; Eurotatoria; Philodinida; Philodinidae
Source: the annotation of a GenBank genome assembly
AUGUCUUCGACGAUUCUACCCUCUACAAGUCAAUAUUCGAAUUCAGGCACAUAUGUGCCAACCAUUCUAAAACGAGUCGAAUACGGCAUUGAUUCACUAUCUAAAUUAUCCGAUGUGCUGAGUGAACUUUCCAUCUCGAAACCAUUCAUUGUGACUGGCACAUCGCUGGCAACAAAGACUGAUAUUAUAGAGCGUGUGAAGAAUGCUGCUGGGUGUGAAGUGGCUGCUGUUUUCUCAAAUAUUCAGCAGCAUUCGCCUAUUCAGAAUACUAGGACCGCCGUAGCUGAGCUGAAGAAGAGCAAUGGCGAUGGAAUCGUUGCCGUUGGUGGUGGAUCACCGAUUGAUGCGGCCAAGUUGAUUGUUUAUCUUUACAAGGAAGAAACUGGUCGAUUGCUCAAGCUGGUCAGUAUUCCAACGACGCUUUCGGCUGCAGAGCACACUAUCAUCUCUGGAUAUACUGGUAAGUGACUGUCAUUGGAUAUAGAACAUCUGCAUAACAAUUUUCGAAUUCAACAAAAUUUGACUCUGGAUCUCUGUCAUUUAAAUUGGUGACUAGCUGUAUAGAUUCUAUCAUCAAAUACUCCGCGAAUGUUGUGAAAUUUUGGUAAAAAAAAAAGCACUAAUUAUGAAAAGCUAACACUUCCACCCAGACAACAGAGUCUGAAGAUUCUCAGUAAAUUUUUAAGCCAAUGGAAUGUUAGUAAACUGGAUGUAAUAAAGCAGUGCGAUAUGUAACAUUCGCUUUUUUGCUGUUGAGAUUUUUCCAUCAAAAUUUUAAAAAAAAGACUUGAAUGCUUUAUCCAUCUCUCUUGAAGAAAUAUGAUACAAAACGUAUGCCAUUAGCGACCACUGGAAGGAAUAACCAAAUACUUAGGUCGUACAAAAAGUUCUAAGAACGUUAGACAGUAUUAUAAAGAUAAUGAGAUAUUUACAAUUUUAUUUUAUCAAAUG